AUGAAGGUGAGAUCAUCAGUGAAGAAGAUGUGUGAGUUUUGCAAGACAGUGAAACGCCGUGGACGUGUCUAUGUGAUAUGUUCUUCCAAUCCUAAGCACAAGCAGAGACAAGGAUACUGCUCCAUUGCUCAUGAAGGAAUAUUACCUCCUCCUUUGUUCUCUGCGUCGGUUGCUAAUCAAGAGGUGGUGAGGGUGCCUGGUCAGGGCGUAUCAGCGGGUCUAGCAUCGAUAUUACACGAAAGGCCAGAGCCAGCAGCGGUUUUCGGAUGGAGAGCAGGUCUUGCAUCCAUUCUCUUCAAACAAGGGAAUUAUUGUAGGCUCUUCUAG
This is a messenger RNA of Microthlaspi erraticum, 327 nucleotides long. Lineage: Eukaryota; Viridiplantae; Streptophyta; Magnoliopsida; Brassicales; Brassicaceae. The record is from the annotation of a GenBank genome assembly.